Molecule: messenger RNA, 3342 nt
Organism: Pyrus x bretschneideri (Chinese white pear)
Lineage: Eukaryota; Viridiplantae; Streptophyta; Magnoliopsida; Rosales; Rosaceae
Product: cellulose synthase-like protein E1
Exons: 8
Coding region: 82-2286 (734 amino acids)
Biological process (GO): plant-type primary cell wall biogenesis; cellulose biosynthetic process
Cellular component (GO): plasma membrane; trans-Golgi network
Molecular function (GO): mannan synthase activity; cellulose synthase (UDP-forming) activity
Source: RefSeq, a predicted model, not a curated record
AUAUUAACAAAAAAAAGCUAUUAUUUAGGAUGGAAAGAGAGAGAGAGAGAGAGCGUUGAGUUGAGAGAGAGUCUGAACUAGAUGGGAAAUGAAGGGUACGUACCAUUGUUCGAGACGAGGAGAGCAAAGGGAACAGUCCUGUAUAGGGUUUUUGCAGCAUCUAUAUUUGCAGGAAUAUGUUUGAUUUGGGUUUAUAGAUUGAGUCACAUACCAAAAGAAGGAGAAGAUGGAAGGUUUGCUUGGAUUGGACUUUUGGGUGCUGAGAUAUGGUUUGGUUUUUACUGGAUCCUUACUCAAGCCACCCGAUGGAACCGUGUGUAUAGGCACACCUUCAAAGAUAGGCUUUCUCAAAGAUAUGAAAAUGAGUUGCCGGGAGUGGAUGUAUUUGUGUGCACAGCGGACCCAACCAUAGAGCCGCCAAUUAUGGUGAUUAACACGGUUCUGUCAAUGAUGGCUUAUGAUUACCCGCCGGAGAAGCUGAGCGUCUAUCUGUCCGAUGAUGGCGGGUCGGAACUUACAUACUAUGCUCUCUUGGAGGCCGCUGAAUUUGCAAAGCAUUGGAUACCAUAUUGCAAGAGGUACAGAGUGGAGCAAAGGUCACCUGCUGCUUAUUUUGUCACAGUAUCUGCUGAUGCAAUUGAUCAUCAUCAGGCUAAAGAUUUCUGGGUUAUUAAGAAAUUAUACAAAGAAAUGGAAAAUCAAAUCCAAACUGCAGUGAAGCUAGGCAGAAUUUCUGAAGAAGUACGAUCAAAAUGCAAAGGCUUUUCUCAGUGGGAUCCAAAUUCAUCUAGACGUGACCAUGACACCAUUCUUCGAAUUCUUGUGAGAAACCCUAAUUCAAGAGAUGUUGAAGGGUGUGUAUUGCCAACUUUAGUGUAUUUAGCUCGGGAGAAAAGGCCUAAGCAUCACCAUAACUUCAAAGCUGGCGCUAUGAAUGCUUUGAUUAGGGUAUCUUCAAACAUUAGCAAUGGGCAGGUCAUUCUUAAUGUAGACUGCGAUAUGUAUUCGAACAACUCCAUGGCCAUACGUGAUGCGCUUUGUUUCUUCAUGGAUGAAGAAGAAGGCCAAGAGGUUGCCUUCGUACAGUUCCCACAGAAUUUUGAAAAUAUGACUAAGAAUGACUUGUAUAGCAAUUCUUUACGCGUAAUCUUCGAGGUGGAAUUCCAUGGCAUGGAUGGUUAUGGCGGCACUAUGUAUGUCGGAACUGGAUGCUUUCACAGAAGAGAGACUCUUUGCGGGAGAAAGUUUAUCAAGGGAUCGAAGUUUGAUAUGAAAAGGGAGAUCAGUGGACAAAGAGAAGAAAGUAGAAUUCAUGAAUUAGAAGAAAAUUCAAGAAGUCUUGCAAGCUGUACAUUUGAAGAGAACACUCAAUGGGGAAAAGAGAUGGGAUUGAAAUAUGGAUGUCCGGUAGAAGAUGUGAUCACAGGGCUAUCAAUCCAAUGCCAUGGUUGGAAAUCAGUGUAUUGCAAUCCCACAAGGAAAGCUUUCUUAGGAGUAGCCCCAACUACGCUAACUCAGACUCUUGUGCAGCAUAAGAGAUGGACAGAAGGCGAUUUCCAGAUUUUGUUCACUAAAUACAGCCCUGCAUGGUAUGCACAUAGAAAAAUUAGCUUUGGUCUUCAACUUGGAUAUUGUUGCUUCUGCUUCUGGUGUUCGAAUUCCUUGGCAACGUUAUUUUAUUCGAUUGUCCCUUCCCUUUACCUCCUCAACGGCAUUUCCUUAUUUCCACAGGUCUCGAGCCCUUGGCUCAUACCAUUUGCAUACGUGAUAAUUUCGAAGUACACUUGGAGUUUUGUUGAGUUUUUGGGGUGUGGUGGCACAAUCUUAGGUUGGUGGAACGAUCAACGAAUUUGGCUCUACAAGAGAACAAGUUCCUACCUAUUUGCCUUCAUUGACACCAUUUUAAACUCGCUUGGAUAUUCUGAUACAGCAUUCGUAAUAACAUCUAAGGUGGAUGAUGAAGAUGUGUCAGAACGAUACAAGAAAGAGGUUAUGGAAUUUGGAGAUUCGUCGCCAAUGUUUACCGUACUUGCAACACUAGCAAUUCUCAAUUUGUACUGCUUCCUUGGGUUUUUAAACAAAGCAAUCUCUGGAGAAGGAAUAGCAGAAGCUUAUGAGAAAAUGCCUUUGCAAAUUCUUCUGUGUGGGGUUUUAGUUCUUCUCAACCUACCAUUAUACCAGGCCCUUUACCUAAGGAAGGACAAGGGAAAGCUGCCAAGCUCUGUAGCUUUUAAAUCAAUGGCAUUUGCAGUAUCUGCUUGUAUCUGUUUCCAAUAUUUAUAUUAAAAGAAAUGUGCUAUUAGAACCAUUAGAAAUUGUUAUUACCCCCGAUUGAUGGUCUACCAUGAGGAUUUUAGGGCUUAAGAUGACUUUCUGAACUCUACCCUAAUGAGAUAAUAUGUGAUUUUAUUCCUAUUUCAACUAAAGAAAUGUGAUUGGUCAUCCUCUUUCUUGCUCCAUGGCUUGCUCCAUGCCAAAUCCCUAUGCUAUUCUGAAAAUUAUGAGUUUGGUACCGUAGUAUUACAAUAUGUUCCUAUAAAAGACUACGCAGCGUGCAAUCCCGGGAAUACCAAGUUAAUAUGUUUACAGCAUAAUUGAGGCCCUCCAAUGUGGUAGUUCACUCAAAGCAUGGUGGAACUUACAAAGAAUGUGGCUGAUCUGAAGAAUUACGUCCUACUUUUUCGCCUUCUUUGAUACCAUAAAGAGGCAAUUGGGGCUAUCCGAAACAGAUUUUGCCCUCAUUAAUAAGGUGAUGACAGAGGAUGUGACAAAGAGGUAUGAGCAGGACGUCAUGGAAUUUAGAAGUCCAAGCAUUAUGUAUACCGUCUUGGCAACAUCAGCGUUGCUAAACUUACUGAGCUUAGCAUGGGGAACAAGGAGGGUUGCCAUGGAUAUAGAUUCCAAAGCUUAAGAACAGUUGAUCAGUCAAGUUUUUCUUUGUGGCAUAUUGGUCAUGAUCAACUUACCGGUGUACCAGACGCUCUUCUUCCGUAGCGAUAAGGGUCAUAUACCAUCAUCUUUCUUGUUCAAGUAUGUUUUGUUGCUUACACUGGCAUGCCUGAUGCCUAUUUACUAGGCAAGCUGGCUAGCUGAAAGAUUAAUGAACAGUCAUUGUUUAUGAACUAGCAUUCUUCCUGAAACACCACAUAUUAUAAUUAGAAAGUCAAUCACCAGGAGGCAGUACUGCCACUCAUGAGGUCACAUCGUACAUGGUGUACUAGAUAUCCAGUAGAAAAUAAGAAUGCGGAAUUAGACAAGCGUCCAAUGUAGAAACAUGCACAUUAACAUUAUGAGUGCAAAGAUACAUAUCAUGAUGUGAAUAAAAUUUCGGCAAUAAAAGAA